Phragmites australis (common reed) is the source of this 1209-nucleotide messenger RNA. RefSeq lists its product as uncharacterized. Gene Ontology annotation, molecular function: peptidyl-tRNA hydrolase activity. The transcript is spliced from 7 exons. Gene Ontology annotation, cellular component: cytosol; mitochondrion. The record is from RefSeq and is a predicted model, not a curated record. Bases 176 to 904 code for a protein of 242 amino acids. Lineage: Eukaryota; Viridiplantae; Streptophyta; Magnoliopsida; Poales; Poaceae.
GGACGAUUUUGCCCCUCAUGGUCGGAGCCAUGCGGCGGUGUGCCAAGCCCACUGAUCAAGCGGUCCCACGGGUCAGAAUCUCCUCCCCAAAUCGCACGGUAGCGUGUCACACUGACACCCUAAACCACCUCCCACGACUCGCCGCCGCCGUCGGUGACGGGCGACGGCGGUCCCGAUGGGCUCGUCGGCCUCCGUAUUAUCGCUCCCCACUACCGCCUCCAUCCCUGCGGCUGCCACCGCCAUCGCCGGAGCCGCCGGCUGCUUCGCCCUUGGCUACCUCCUGGCCCUCAGCCGCCUCCCGCGCCACGCCGCCGCCCCCGCUUCCGGGGGCCUCUCAGAUGAAGAUUCCGAGGACGACUCGGGAGAAGAUGAUGACGAAAAUUCCGGCUGCAGCCGUACCGCGAAGCAAGCCGGGAGGAAGCGGACCGGGCUCCGGCUGCUCUUCUGGGCACGAAACGUGGUCACGAAGUCCGGCUCGGCCAGGGAGGCGGAGAGGGCCCAGGCGCAGACUGCAGCCAUCCCCCUGGAGAUCGAGAACCUCGCCGAGAUAAUCGAAGAUUUCAAGAUGGUGCUGAUCGUGAGGAAUGAUUUGAAGAUGGGGAAGGGGAAGAUUGCUGCACAAUGCAGUCAUGCAACUUUGGGUCUGUUCAAAAAACUCCAACAGAGAGCACCAAAAUCACUAAGAAGGUGGGAGCGGUGUGGGCAAGUUAAAGUGGUUGUGAAAAUAGAAAGCGAGGAAGAUAUGCUUGUUUUACAAGGGAGAGCAAAGUCCUUGAAUCUGCCAACUCACAUAACCAUAGAUGCUGGAAGAACACAGAUUGCUCCAAAUUCAAGAACAGUCAUGGCUAUUCUUGGCCCGGCUGACAUGGUCGAUGAUGUCACUGGUGGUCUGAAGCUGUUGUAAAAAUCGCCUUCUGAGCAUUCUCAAUCAUAGGUGUUCAAAGAGCAAUGCUGGAAUUUUACAAUUCACAUUGGUCGCGCACUGAUUGAUCUGCUGCCAAAGAUUGAACCUGGCCUCAUUGGUUGAGUCAGUCGUUUUGUCCAAGGAUUUAUUUGAAAGGAGGCCACAUUCAUUCUUACUUGUACUGGCUGUUGUCAUUGGAGCCCUGAUUUCAGUCAUUCAAUGUUUUUUUGGUGUUGAGAACGUACUUAUGAACCAUUGUUUCUUCUGUAAAAUAGAUAAGAAAUCAUUUUAGCGUUUCCCCUUUC